Messenger RNA from Anolis sagrei ordinatus, 5902 nucleotides. Lineage: Eukaryota; Metazoa; Chordata; Lepidosauria; Squamata; Anolidae. The record is from RefSeq and is a predicted model, not a curated record.
GAGGAGGAGGAGGCGGGCACAUACCUGAUACAAAAUGAGUGUCCCUGACUAUAUGCAGUGUGCAGAGGACCAUCAGACUCUGCUAGUUGUAGUCCAACCAGUUGGAAUUGUUCCUGAAGAGAGCUUUUUUAAGAUCUACAAACGGAUCUCGACAGUGAGUCAGAUCAAUGUCCGUGACUCUCAGCGUGUGCUUUACAUCCGAUACAGACAUCAUUAUCCUCCAGAGAACAAUGAAUGGGGGGAUUUUCAGACACACCGUAAAGUUGUGGGGCUCAUAACCAUCACAGACUGUUCCUCUGGAAAGGACUGGCCUCAGACCUUUGAAAAAUUCCACCUACAGAAGGAAAUAUAUGGCUCCACACUUUAUGAUUCCCGUCUGUUUGUCUUCGGGCUUCAGGGAGAAAUUGCAGAGCAGCCUCGUACAGAUGUGGCAUUCUAUCCUAGUUAUGAUGAAUGUGAAAAUGUGGAAAAGAGAAUUGAGGACUUCAUUGAGUCUCUCUUCAUUGUGUUAGAAUCCAAACGUCUUGACAGAGCUACAGAUAAAUCAGGAGAUAAGAUUCCCCUUUUGUGUGUUCCUUUCGAAAAGAAGGAUUUUGUAGGCCUGGAUACAGAUAGUAGUGUGUUUUUGGGUCUCAAAAGACAUUAUAAGAAGCGUUGCCAGGGUCGUAUGCGAAAGCAUGUUGGUGACCUAUGUCUCCAGGCUGGAAUGCUGCAGGACUCUCUUGUGCAUUAUCACAUGGCUGUGGAGCUCCUCCGUUCUGUAAAUGAUUUUUUGUGGCUUGGAGCUGCUCUUGAAGGAUUAUGUUCAGCUUCUGUUAUCUAUCACUAUCCUGGAGGGACAGGAGGUAAAGUGGGUGCGCGCAGAGCACAAGGCAGCUCAGCUCCGACAGAGGCAGCUAAUAGGCACAGACCAGGGGCACAAGAAGUUCUUAUCGAUCCAGGAGCCCUCACUUCAAACGGAAUUAAUGCAGAUACCAGUACUGAAAUAGGGCGGGCUAAGAACUGUCUUAGCCCUGAAGAUAUUAUUGAGAAAUACAAAGAGGCCAUUUCCUACUAUAGCAAGUACAAGAACGCUGGUGUGAUUGAGUUGGAAGCCUGUGUGAAGGCAGUGAGAGUGCUGGCAAUCCAGAAAAGAAGCAUGGAAGCUUCUGAAUUCCUUCAGAAUGCUGUUUAUAUUAACCUUCGUCAGCUUUCUGAAGAAGAAAAGAUUCAGCGUUACAGUAUUCUUUCUGAGCUGUAUGAGCGUAUUGGAUUUCAUCGCAAAUCUGCUUUUUUCAAGCGUGUGGCCGCAAUGCAAUGUGUGGCACCCAGCAUAACUGAGCCUGGCUGGAGAGCUUGCUAUAAACUCCUUCUGGAGACUCUUCCUGGUUACAGUCUAUCUUUGGACCCUAAAGAUUUCAGCAAAGGAACCCAUCGCGGUUGGGCUGCUGUACAGAUGCGUCUGCUUCAUGAAUUAGUGUAUGCCUCUAGAAGAAUGGGAAACCCAGCACUUUCUGUUCGACACUUAUCCUUUCUCUUGCAAACAAUGUUGGAUUUUCUUUCAGAUCAAGAAAAGAAAGAUGUGACACAGAGUCUAGAAAAUUACACAUCAAAAUGCCCCGGAACAAUGGAAUUCAUCACGCUUCCAGAUGGUUUAAAGCUUCCCCCAGUUCCUUUCACAAAACUUCCCAUUGUAAGAUCUGUCAAGCUCUUAAACCUUCCAGUUAGCCUUCGGCCACAAAAAAUGAAAAGCCUGCUGGGCCAGAAUAUGUCAACUAAAAGUCCUUUUAUAUAUUCUCCAAUCAUUGCUCACAACCGUGGAGAGGAAAGAAGUAAAAAAAUAGAUUUUCAGUGGGUCCAGGGAGAUGUUUGUGAGGUUCAGCUGAUGGUGUACAAUCCAAUGCCAUUUGAACUUCGGGUAGAAAAUAUGGGCCUUCUGACAAGUGGAGUGGAGUUUGAAUCCCUUCCUGCAGCUCUCUCUUUACCAGCCGAAUCUGGUCUCUAUCCGGUUACACUUGUUGGUGUUCCUCAGUCUGCAGGACAGAUCACCAUUAAUGGCUAUCACACUUCAGUCUUUGGAGUCUUCAGUGAUUGCCUUCUGGAUAAAUUACCAGGAAUAAAGACAAAUGGUUGUACAGUGGAAGUAAUUCCGGCUUUACCUAGAUUACAGAUCAGUACUUCAUUGCCAAGGUCUGCUCACACAUUACAGCCUUCCUCGGGAGACGAAAUUACCACCAGUGUGUCUGUUCAACUUUAUAAUGGUGAGACACAGCAGCUUAUCAUUAAACUGGAAAAUAUUGGGACUGAGCCUUUGGAGAAGCUGGAGGUUACUUCAAAGAUGAUCAACACAAAAGGAAAGCUCUUUGGUGACUUUCUGACCUGGAAUCUAGAAGACACGCUCUCGCAAUUUCCCCUGAAACCUGGGAGCACUGCUACAUUCAUUGUUUACAUUAAAGUAAAGCUUGAUUUCUCCUGCCAGGAAAACCUCCUGCAAGAUCUUAAUGAUGAUGGAAUUAGCGUGAGUGGUCUUCCACUUUCCAGUCCGUUUCGACAAGUGAUAAAGCCCAGGGUAGAAACUAAGCCUAUCAACCCUUCAGAAGCAAGUAAAGUUGGUGACUUCAGUCAUGUCAAGACAUUGGAAGCCAUCUUGAAUUUCAAAUACUCAGGAGGUCCAGGACAUAUUGAUGGAUAUUACAGAAACUUGUCUCUGGGGCUCCAUGUGGAGGUGGAACCAUCUGUCUUCUUCACUCGUGUUAGUACCCUCCCUGCAACAAGUACCCGCCAGUGCUACCUCCUCCUUGAUGUCUUCAACUCCACAGAACAUGAGCUCACGAUUAGUGCACGGAACAAUGAAGAUCUGGUUUUGCAUGCUGGAGAAUGCCAGCGGAUGGCUAUCCAAGUUGACAAGUUCAACUUUGAAAACUAUCCGGACUCCCCUGGGGAAAACACACAAUUUGCAAACCCAAAGCAGCUGGAAGAAGAGAGACAACAAGCAAAAGGUCUGGAGAUCAACAGCAAGUUAGACAUUCUCUGGAAAAUUCCCUCUUUGAAGCGUGAAGGUGAAGCACGGGUGGAAGGCGUUCUCAGUCAGCUUGUCCUGGAGCACCUGCAGUUGGCUCCUCUCCAGUGGGACGUUUUGGUGGAAGGAAAGCUGUGUGACUGCGACAUUGUCACGGAUUGCACCGUUGGAGACCCUGUGAAACUGGAAGUGAAGCUAACAAACUGGAGCCCACAGAGCGUUGGCCCAUUCUCUCUCACUGUGAUCCCAUAUCAAGAUUACCAAAAUGGGGUCCACAAUUAUGAUCUCCAAGAUGGCAUCACUUUUGUUGGAUCCAACACUUUCUAUAUUGAUACGGUUAAGCCCACAGAAAACUCGGUGUGCAUUGGAGCCCUUCUUUUCCUCUAUACGGGUGAUUUCUACUUGAAUAUCAAAUUCCACGAAGACAACUCCUGCAGAGAGCUUCCCCUCUCGUGGUUCUGCCUGCCCAGCAUCCACAUCCGUGCUGUGAAGCCUGUGAUCCAGACUAAGUUGUAAUCGUAGCAUGAAACAUUGCAUUAGCUACUAUGCUCUCUCAGGCUGAGCAUCUCCUCCUCUCUCCCCAAGUCUGUUACUGAGGUUUCUAAUGGUUUUCAAAUACUUUCCACAGUUGGUUGAUAGUAACUGGAGAGCUGCUUUUUCUUCUUUGAAGGGCUGUGGUUUGCAUACACCAAGGAACUGGAUUUUUUUGAAUUUUGAAACUGUUUACUAUGUAACAUUCCUCUUUUUCCUUCCCCACGAUACAUGCUGAGUGGGAUUUAGCCAUCAACUGUUCAGGCUUCAGAUUGUAUAUUUGCUAGCACGUCAAUGCUUGUGUAGUUUGAGUAUCACCACUAAUUUAUUUCCUAUAUAAUAUGAUCGAAUAGGGAAGAAAUUCUAAAUCGCAUUCCUUUUAUUUUCUCUUCAAUGUCUUUCACGUCUCUAGCAAUUGCAGACUCAGAAUUUCAGUCCCUUCAUCUCGACAUCUGUCUCCUCAGGGUCACCUUUGGGUUUUAUAUUUAGCUUUCGCCAUGUGUUUAUUUAUUUCGCUGGCCCAGAUUUAAUGUGGACGCGGCAACGCCGUAAUUUGAUUGCGCCACUGAGAUGUCAGGCUCCAGUUUCUUUCUCUGGUGAUGUUCUCGAAGAUACGUCCAAGAGAGAUUGCAGCCCCUGACAGAGCAGAGCGUUGUCGACUUGCCAGCUGGACGUUCAGUCCAAGUUUACAAAAACGUUUGGUCGAGGUUCAAGAUAAGCUCCUGUGUGGCUGCAUAUCUUGGAACUUGAAACUCAUCAGAAAGGGUCUAUGUAUCGUGCAUAGUAAGGAAUCUCUGGCCCUGGUGCAUUGCCAAGGAGAAACUCAGAAACGAGUCUUAAGUAUGGGAAUGUUCUCCUCCUCCUGAAUCGGUAUCUCAGGACUCAACGGGUUUGAAACGCAGAGAAGUUUGGGUAAAAGCUGCACAUCUCAGUUUACUUUAGUCAGCACUGCUUUAUGUUUUGCUGGAAAAAAUUACACUAGUUAAAGUACAUGUGGGAUCACCACCUGUUUAACAUGCUACGCGCAACAUUCUCUAAUAGCUAAACACUGAUUGGGUUUUUGUUGCUUCGCAGUCAGAGACUAACCUUGAUAUUUUCUUUGUAAUCAGAAUGAUACUACGCCUGGUGUAAUAUAUUAUACACUUCAUGGUCUUGUCAUCCUACUAGCAAUUUAAAAAAAGCACUUUGAGUGUUGACACAAUUCUUUAAAAUUUUGUUGACAGAAAAGCAUGCACCAAUCCAGCCAUUUCUGCAUUUUCCUUGAUUUUCAGAAGUCACAUUCUUUGGAAAGCCAUCCUUCAUGGGGCUUUCGUUAGGAAUCUGUAAACAGUGUCACAUUAGUGUCACAUUUGGGCUCGAAUUAAUUGAAAAGAGGGACAUCACAGGUGUGGAAUGGCAGUAUAGCAAGGGCAUCUAUUUUAAGGGUAGGGAAAUAGUUAAAGAUGCCAGUCACGGGACGAACAGCUUUCUCCCUAGGCAGCUUUAAGAUGAUUUUCUUAGUACAAUAUUUGCACAUCGUAAAUCUUCUCCUGACAUUAAUGGACAACCCUUGGAGGUCAAGGAAAAGAAAUCUGGAUUAGGCUGUAAGGAAUUCUCGUCUUCCCUCCUUCCUUCUUUUUUGCAAAGGGUGAUUUCCCCCACUCUUUUGGGUCUUUACAAGCAGUGGGAAUAACCCUCUCCUUCCUUGACAUUGUCCAUGGAUGGAUUCUGGGCUAAAGGAAAGGCCACAUUUAAAAGCACUUCCCUGGAAAUGGCAUUUCUGUUUCAGUUUGCAAGUAUCAACAUUUCUUUUUGGUCAGGGUUUAAACUAAUUCUGCACUCUUGACUUGGAAUGUGUCCACAUUGUAGAAUGAAUGCAGUUUGACACCACUUUAACUUCCAUGGUUCAGUGAUAUGAAAUCAUGGGAGUUGUAGUUUGGGGAAGCGCCAAGCUAAAGAUAAAGACCUUUUGCAAAACUACAGCUCCUAUGACUUCAUUGCAUUGAGCCUUGGCAGUUAGAGCGAUGUCAAACUGCAUUAAUUUGUCAGUGCAGAUGCAUCCCCGGUGUAGAAGUAUGCAGAAUUAUUUUCACCUGUUUCACCAUUUAUUCCUAGGUUUCCAAAAAUGGAGAUUACAUUUGAAAUAUGUAUUUUUACUUUUUGAAAGCCACUGUGCUAUUCUCAUCUCAAAUCUUUUCGAAUGUGCAUCAUUCAUGCUUCUCUUGAGCACUAAUUAAAUAGCUGGAGAAUCCGGUUAGCGUUUUCUGAAGCCUUUUGCCAAACAUUUAAUGGCGAGCUUACUCUUACACUGAAGAUAAUGCAGAUUGUAUAUUACCUACUCAUUCUGGUCACGUGUCCUAAUAACCUGAAUAAAAUUUCCAAAACAUGGGCAAA